Molecule: messenger RNA, 1911 nt
Organism: Trichechus manatus latirostris (Florida manatee)
Lineage: Eukaryota; Metazoa; Chordata; Mammalia; Sirenia; Trichechidae
Gene: LRFN4
Product: leucine rich repeat and fibronectin type III domain containing 4
Exons: 2
Coding region: 1-1911 (636 amino acids)
Biological process (GO): regulation of presynapse assembly; regulation of postsynaptic density assembly; synaptic membrane adhesion
Cellular component (GO): glutamatergic synapse; cell surface; postsynaptic density membrane
Molecular function (GO): protein binding
Source: RefSeq, a predicted model, not a curated record
AUGGCCCCGCCGCUUCUGCUGCUGCUGCUGGCCAGUGGAGCGGUCGCCUGCCCGCUGCCCUGCGUCUGCCAAAACCUGUCCGAGUCGCUUAGCACCCUGUGCGCCCACCGAGGCCUGCUCUUUGUGCCGCCCAACGUGGACCGGCGCACAGUGGAGCUGCGGCUGGCGGACAACUUCAUCCAGGCCCUGGGCCCGCCUGACUUCCGCAACAUGACGGGACUAGUGGACCUGACGCUGUCCCGAAACGCCAUCACCCGCAUCGGCGCCCACUCCUUUGGGGACCUGGAGAGCUUGCGCUCGCUGCACCUGGACGGCAACCGGCUGGUGGAGCUGGGCGCCAGCAGCCUGCGCGGGCCUGCCAAUCUGCAGCACCUCAUCCUCAGUGGCAACCAGCUGGGCCGCAUCGCGCCGGGGGCCUUUGACGACUUUCUCGAGAGCCUCGAGGACCUGGACCUGUCCUACAACAACCUGCGGCAGGUGCCCUGGGCCGGCAUCGGAGCCAUGCCCGUCCUGCACACGCUCAACCUGGACCACAACCUGAUCGACGCACUGCCCCCGGGUGCCUUCGCCCAGCUCGGCCAGCUCUCCCGCCUCGACCUCACUUCCAACCGCCUGACCACGCUGGCACCCGACCCGCUCUUCUCCCGGGGCCGCGACGCCGAGGCCUCGCCCGUGCCACUCGUGCUGAGCUUCAGCGGGAACCCGCUGCACUGUAACUGCGAGCUGCUGUGGCUGCGGCGGCUGGCACGGCCCGACGACCUGGAGACGUGCGCCUCGCCGCCUGGCCUGGCCGGCCGCUACUUCUGGGCAGUGCCCGAGGGCGAGUUUUCCUGUGAACCACCCCUCAUUGCCCGCCACACACGGCGCCUCUGGGUGCUGGAAGGCCAGCGGGCCACACUGAGGUGCCGGGCCCUGGGAGACCCCGCGCCCGCCAUGCACUGGGUCGGCCCCGACGACCGGCUGGUCGGCAAUUCCUCCCGGGCCCGGGCUUUUCCCAACGGGACCCUGGAACUUGGGGUGACGAGCGCCGGAGACGCAGGGGGCUACACCUGCAUCGCCACCAACCCUGCUGGUGAGGCCACAGCCCACGUGGAGCUGCAGGUGCUGGCCCUGCCCCACAGCGGGAACGGUAGCACCGAGGGUGGCCGCCCGGGGCCUUCGGACAUUGCCGCCUCGGCUCGCACUGCCGCCGAGGGUGAGGGGACUCAAGAGACAGAGGCGGCCGUGCAGGUGACUGAGGUGACUGCCACCUCAGGUCUGGUGAGCUGGGGGCCUGGGCGGCCGGCUGAGCCAGUGUGGAUGUUCCAAAUCCAGUACAACAGCAGCGAAGACGAGACCCUCAUCUACCGGAUUGUCCCAGCCUCCAGCCACCAAUUCCUGCUGAAGCACCUGGUCCCUGGAGCAGACUAUGACCUCUGCCUGCUGGCCCUGUCACCCACUGCGGGGCCCUCUGACCUCCCCGCUACCAGGCUGCUGGGCUGUGCCCACUUUUCCACACUGGCAGCCACACCCCUGUGCCACGCGCUGCAGGCCCAUGUGCUGGGUGGGACCCUGACUGUGGCUGUGGGGGGAGUACUGGUGGCCGCCUUACUGGUCUUCACUGUGGCCUUGCUGGUUCGGGGCCGGGGGGCCGGGAAUGGCCGCCUGCCCCUCAAGCUCAGCCACGUCCAAUCUCAGACCAACGGAGGCUCCAGCCCCACACCCAAGAGCCACCCACCACGGAGCCCCCCGCCCCGUCCCCAGCGCAGCUGCUCCCUGGACCUGGGUGACACGGGUGGGUGCUACGGUUACGCCAGGCGCCUGGGAGGGGCCUGGGCUCGACGGAGCCACUCUGUACACGGGGGGUUUCUCGGGGCAGGGUGCCGGGGGGCAGGGGGCAGUGCGGAGCGGCUAGAGGAGAGUGUGGUGUGA